Molecule: messenger RNA, 2113 nt
Organism: Caenorhabditis elegans
Lineage: Eukaryota; Metazoa; Nematoda; Chromadorea; Rhabditida; Rhabditidae
Gene: pifk-1B
Product: Phosphatidylinositol 4-kinase beta
Exons: 12
Coding region: 3-2003 (666 amino acids)
Source: RefSeq, marked reviewed
AAAUGAAAUCCGAAAGCGAUGUGGAAUACACUAUCAAGCAACCCGAUCUGACAGAUGUGCCGACGCAAAGUGCGAAAAAUUUGGCGGAUGGAACGAUUAUUGUUGGGGAGAAUGAUACAAGCGACAAAGAAAUUGAAAUUGAGAAGGAAGAUACGACAAAACCAACACAUGAUAGGCAGAGUUGGACAAUGCGGCUCAUCUCCUCAGAAAGUUUCAAUGCUCCAAUGGCGGUUGAGUACCUAAACUCUAUACAAGAUAAGCCUAGUCUGACGUUUCUCGGAAAGCGAUUAUUUGACUUGCCGGAGAAAGACUUGGAUUUCUACCUUCCACAAUUAAUGUACUUAUACGUGACUAAAGUUGAUGCAGCGAGUGUGUCCCAUGCAUAUAUUGAAGAAAGAAAUAAAAAGGACGCUCAGUUCACCGUCUUGUGCAUUUGGCUCCUGAAUUGUUUCACCAAAAAUGUUCCAAACAAAUAUGAAAAUCAUGCACUCAUGCUGAAGAGCCUACUGAGUAGGAGUAACGUCCCAGGAACCUCUCAAUCAGCAGAUAAUAUGAUCACUUUGUCGUUAGACCGGCUUGAAGAAACCAAUUGGACAGUUGGCUCAAGUUACGGUAAAAGCGCUGGAGCACUUGCACGGGCUGCGAUCCAGAAAGAGUCCACAUUAACAGCGGAGCAUGAUUCAUAUGAAAAAUCUCGUUGUGGUCCCAUCAGCACGAAACUUCUCACCAACCAACAGAACUUUAUCGGUCGCCUUGUCUAUAUUGGAGUGAAGCUCACAGAGCAUCAUUUGCUAAGUUCUAAACAGGAAAAAACGAUCGCGCUUCAAUCAGAGCUUAGCAUGCUGAAUUCAAUGCUGCCCAACUCGGUGUGGAUUCCAUUUGAUUUUGAGAACACAAUGUUCAAUAUUUGUGUUAAUGAGAGUGCUGUGUUGAAUAGUAAAGAUAAGGUACCUUACGUGUUCUUUGCGGAAGUGAUUCGUUCGUCUCCAAACUACAACUCCAACAUCAAGACACUAUCAUCAGUCGAGCCAAGAAUCAAAAAAUCACAAAGUGAGAGUGUUCUUCUGAAAAAUAAAAGCUACCACGACUCGACGGAUCCAUCGAUUGCAGUGUUUGCCGAGUCUUGGGCGGAGAAGAAGGCUCGAAUUCGAGGUUCGAGUCGUUAUGAGAAUCAUCAGAAAUGGGAUUUGAUUCCUGUAAUUGUGAAGACCGGAGACGAUCUUUCUCAGGAAGCGUUUGCACAGCAACUUUUGUUUACUUUUAAGGAUCUCUGGCACGAAGAGGGUGUUCCACUAUACCUUCGCCCCUAUAAAAUAGUAUGUAUUGGCUCUGACGCAGGGCUCAUUGAGCCGGUCUUAGAUACUCUGUCUCUUCACCAAAUCAAACGUCAUCUGACUAACGUAUUUCGUAUGAAUGGAAAUGUAACGACACCAUCGCUGAAACAUCACUUUGAAAAUGUAUUUGGACCUGUGAAUAGUGAAACUUAUGUGAAUGCUCAGAAAAACUUCAUUCAAAGCACAGCGGCCUAUAGCCUUGUCAGUUAUUAUCUGCAAUUGAAAGACCGCCACAAUGGAAACAUUUUAUUGGAUAUGGACGGUCACUUGAUCCAUAUUGAUUAUGGUUUUUUGCUUUCCUCGUCUCCUAGAAAUUUGGGUUUUGAAACAGCGCCAUUUAAAUUGACAACUGAAAUUAUUGAUGUGAUGGGUGGGAUCGACAGCGACAUGUUUCUGUAUUUCAAAAGUUUGCUACUCCGUGGAUUAAUGGCAGCGAGAAAACACCACCGACGGAUUGUAUCGCUCGCUGAAAUUAUGUCUGCAGGAUCAAAAAUGCAAUGCUUCCGUGCUGGCGCAGAGACUGUUCGAGCUCUAGAAGCUAGAUUCCAUGUAAGCAGCACUGACGAGCAGCUCCAACAACUCGUCGACACGCUUGUAGAAGGUUCUCGGGAUAGUUACACAACACGGUUUUACGACUCGUUUCAAUAUUACACAAAUGGAAUCCAUUGAGUCCGGUUAGGUAUUUACUAGUCUUUCAAAUUGGUUAAGAAUCUCAUAUCGCUUAUUCUUGUUAUUGUGAUGAAAAUUGAAUGCACAUGAAUGAAUUGUUGUCAAUUAAA